Bactrocera oleae (olive fruit fly) is the source of this 13873-nucleotide messenger RNA. RefSeq names its product tenectin (gene tnc). Gene Ontology annotation, molecular function: protein binding. NCBI's taxonomy places the organism in Eukaryota, Metazoa, Arthropoda, Insecta, Diptera, Tephritidae. The record is from RefSeq and is a predicted model, not a curated record.
UGUCGCUUUUCUACAAGCCGCCGCGCUACGGAGGCUAUAUAAAUAAGCGUAGAGACGCGGAGACUUCGAGUCUCUUUGAAUUAAAUGAAGCGGUGGUGUCAACAACAUCCAACAGCCCACAGCGCUGGUCGUCGCAACUAGCCAACUAGCAAUUUUUUUCAGUUUUUGCUUAUUUAAAAGUACACACAAAUAUAUGAUUUCUGCUUAGCGAAAAAAUAUUUCAAAAAAGCAGCUAAUUAAAAACUAACCAACGAAAAUAGCAAAUAAACGAGAAUUUUGCGAAAUUUUUCAAAUUUCAAAACCGUUUUAUUUUUUUUACAAAAGUAAGCAAACAGUGACUGCGUUAGUGCAAAUGCUUUUUGGGCAGUUAGAUAUUUUUGAAAAAUUACUGCAAGUAAUUUUUGUGUAAAACAAAAAUUUCUGCAGAGAAAAUCUCAAAAGUGUUGUGUAAAAGUGUUGACCAGUGUUCACGAAAAACUGCAGAAGGACUAUAACCUAAGCAGCAACCACUGGAAAUGGAUUAAUUUUGAAAACUGUGUGAGAAGUUCAACGUCAUUUUAUAAGCAACCGUAAAAUAAAUAUUUGGAACUUUUUGAACGAAAAAAUCGUAUUUUUAGACAAUCCUUGCGGUGCUUUAACCCAAGUGAAAUAUACAAUAGUGUAAUCUGCCAGGAAAGUGUAAAAAAUAAAUUGCGUUGGAAUAUAUAAAAAAUAAACUAGCAAACAUUUUAACUUAAAUUGUGUGUUAAUUUUUAUCAAAAAGCACACAGGCGCCAUCAGUACGAGGAAAUUCAAAUUAGCAAGUGAAAAAGGAUAUUGCAAGAUGACCAGAAAAGGUUCGAGUCCACUGGGGCUCGACAUGUUGGCAGUCUCAGUGGCAGUGGCAUUCAUCUUUCUGCCAUUGUUAGCACAAGCCGCUCCCCUACAAGAUGCAACUGAAAUUCAACAAUACACAGAAGGCUGUUACUACAAUUACAAUCACUACAAUGAGGGCGAUAGAAUAUUGACGAAUGAACCCUGUCUGAAUUGUACCUGCCACAAUAAGAUGCUCAUGUGUUAUCUGCGUGUCUGCCCUUUCACGAAACCAAUCGGUCACGAUUGCAUUGUGGAGAAACGUGAAGAUCAGUGCUGUCCAAUUAUCACAUGUCCAGAGGUACCAGUUGAUAUUGCGCAUCAUGCACCCGAACCAGGCACUGAACUCAGCAUUCCCGAGAAAUAUGGCUGCAGUAUCGACAGCAAAUUCUAUCCAGAGGGCGCACAAGUACCAUCAAAUCCAAAUAAGCCUUGCGAGCUGUGUUAUUGCAUCAAGAACCGCACAUCGUGUUUAAUGCAGGAAUGCACGCUGCAUAUUGACGGUUGCACGCCCAUCUACAAUAAGGGUUCAUGCUGUCCCGUACGUUACAAUUGCGAUCACGAGAAUGACAUUUUGGAAUUGGAGGAUCAUUCGUCGACCACAUCCACCACUACCACGGAACGUCCAACGCCUGGUUUCAUACUCACAACCACCAUGUCGCCCUCGGUCUCCACCGAUUGUGUACACAAUGGCGAACUUUACGCCGAUGGCGCAUCCAUCACUGGCCAAAGCGCCUGCGAACAUUGCUAUUGUAUGCGCGGAGAUAUUGUUUGUGCUGUACAAAAAUGUGACAUGCCAAUGUUGGCUAGCAAUGGCAAGAGUUGCCAUGCAUUACCACCAGCCGAAGAUGAGUGCUGUCCAAGCAAUUAUGUCUGCGACGAUGACUCAGCCACAACGGAAGCCUUUGAAACCACUACUUUGCCGUACGUUAAGGAAGAAGAAGCAGUUACUGCUACAACCGAUAAGGGUCUGCAUGUUUCCAUUCCAGCGGAGGAUAUGGAACUACAAGAACACAUUGAUGAACAUAAAGAAAAAAAGGUGUCCACCGACAAGCCUGAGAUUGAAGCCGAACAACCAGUGGAAAGUAAACCUGCCGAUCAAGUUACUACUUCAACUCCUGAUUUGGCAGCAAUUGGUGCCACCGAAACCGCGGUAACAGCAGAAUCCGAAGAAGCCCAAAAGGAAGAAGGCAUUGAGGAUGUUGAGCAUAUUACCACUGUUAAAUCAGAAGUUUCGACCGAAGAAUCGACAAGUACUGAGGCUGCUGAGCAUGUAUACGAAACAACAGCUGCACCUGAUGGCACCAAACGCAUUGGCAUUGAUAUUGGCGAGCAUGACGAGGCUACCGCUGAGCCAGCCGCUGAAGAAGAGGUCACUACAGUACCAAGUAUUCAUGUGGAACAUAAGCCAACAGUUGAAUUCGAAGACAGAAUUGAUAUAGAAACAGGUAAGCCGAUUAGCGAUGAGGCAGUAACAACUGUUCAACCAACAAUCGCUGAAAUACCAACUACAGUGUCGACACCAACGAAAGCUGAUAAGGAAUCCGGUGAAGAUACAAGCGCUGAGAACGUCGAAAGUGAGGAAUCAACAGAAACAUCUGAAGAAGCUAUUGCUUCACAUGAGAAACCAACCAGCACGCAACGGCCCGUCGUUGAGAAAGAAAGUUCUGAGGAAUCCACAGAAGUUGCGGAACAAGAAACCAUCACAAAACAACCAAUCGUUAUUGUAUCUGAAGAGGAGCCAGAAAAACCCACUACACAGCAGCCCAUCGUCGAAAAAGAAAGUGCUGAAGAAUCCACAGAGGUUGCGGAGCAAGAAGCAACCACUAAACAACCAAUUGUGGUUAUAUCUGAAGAGGAAGAAGAGAAACCCACAAGCACUGAAGUCAGUAAGGAGAGCGGCGACGAAUCAACCGAGUCUGCAGAAGCUGAGGUAUCGACACAACAAUCCACCGAAAUCUCUAGUUCUGAAGAGGAAGUACCCGAUAUGCAAUUGCCAGCAGUUAUACCAGGAGAAGGUGACUGUUUGGUCGGCCACAGGACAUACGAAAACAAUACGAUUAUACCUACAGCGGAUGAAUGCGAUGUCUCUUGCAAGUGUAUUAGCAGCAUUGUUGUCUGCCAGAAAAUUAAAUGCGAUAUCCCAGCAGAUAUUAACAGGUGCGUUAUUGAUCAAGCCAGCUCUACCAAAUGUUGUCCAGCAUAUAUCUGUGAACCACAAGCAACUGCAGCAACUACAGCGCCUAUCGCGCAAGAUGAAGAACAGUCCACAGUUGCUUCUUUCUCCGAUAUUGACAUACAUGUUGCUCCUACUGAGCAGCCAAUGUCUCAUGUCAAGGAAGAAGAGCCAGAAAUUGUAGAGAGUACAGCUGCUCCAGGAAUUGACCAAUCGGUAUCGAUUACCGAAAGUGGUGAGGAAAUCGGGGCAGCUCCAGCUUCGCCUAUCGCACCUACUGCUGAAACUGAAGAAGAGAAGACUACUGCCGCACCUAUCGUCGACGCUGAACAUAUUGAAACUGCUACGGGUGUGCCAUCUGUCGAAGAAGACAAUGUCACUAUUGCUCCAGAAACUCCUGAAAUUGAAAAGGCCACAGUUGCGCCAGCUGCUGAGGACGUUGAGAAGAUUACUUCCGUGCCUGAAGGAGUUGUUCCAUCUAUCGAAGUAGACACAACCACCAUUGCUCCGGAAAUUACUGAAAUUGAAAAGGCAACAGUUACCCCAGCUGCCGAGGAAGGUGAGAAGGUCACUGCUGAACCUGAAAAAGUAAGUGUGCCACCCGUGGAAGAAAACAUAGCCAAUAUAGAGCACGAAAUUCCUGAAAUCACUGAAAUUGAAAAGACAACAGUUGCCCCAGCUGUCGAGGAAGGCGAGAAGAUUACUGCUGUACCUAAAGAAGAAGAAGGUGUUUCAUCUAUUGAAAAAGUUACCAUUGCUCCUGAAAUUGCCGAAAUUGAAAAGGCAGCAAUUGCUCCAACUGCUGAAGAAGGUACUGCUCCACCAGAAGAAGAAUCAGUUUCCGAUGUCGAAAAGCCAACAGUGUCACCGGUUUCUGAGGAGGUUGAGAGGCCAACAUCUCGCCCUGCAAUCGUUGAAGGUGAAAAGGUGGAAGUUUCUGAACAGGUUACUGUUGGCCCCGUCGUUGAAGAUAUUGACAGGACUACUGUCGCUCCUGUUGCUGGAGGUCCUGAGAAGGUCACUAUUGCACCUAUUACCGAUGUUGAAGACAUUGAAAAGGUCACUUCAACUUCGGUUGAAGAAAGACCAGAGAAGGUUACCUCAAUCCCUGCUGCAGAAAUUGAUGAAGCCACAGCUGCACCAAUUGCUGAAGAACAAGGAAAACCAACUACAGCUCCUGGAAUUGAAAACAUUGCAGAGGUUACUACUGCAACAUCUGCUGAAGAAGCAGGCGUCACUGGUACUCCUAUUGCUACUGAAGGAGAAGCAACCGCUCCAGAAUCUGAACCAAUUGCUGAGGUUACUCCUGCUCCCGGUAUCGAAGACAUUGAAAAGGUUACCGUUGCUCCUAUUUCUGGCGAUGCAGAAAAGGAAGUUGACACAACUCUUCCGCCAAGCGAUGCAAUUGAAAAGACAACUAGUGCUCCAACAGUUGAAGGGCCUGAGAAAGCUAUUAGUGAAGAAUCCACUGCUACGAUUGCGGAUGAAGAAGGUGAGAAGGCCACUAUUGCUCCUGACGUUGAAAAUACUGAAAAGGUUACUGCUGCACCUAGUGCCGAGGAGGAAGGACAUUUCACUCCAGUCACUGAACAACCCGAAAAGGCUAAUGGUGAAGAAGCUGAGGAGCCCACUGCUAUUCCAGUUGAUGAAGAAGUCGAAAAGGUCACUUCUGCUCCUACUGUCGAAGGAAUUGAAACGAUUACUACAGCUCCUAUAUCUGGCGAUAAAGAUAAGGAAAUUGAGCAUAUCACAACUGUUCCUGCAAGCGAUGAAAUCGAGAAAACCACUAGUGCUCCUGCCGAUGAAGAUGGAGAAGUUGGGGAGACUGUUAGUGGUCCAGUUGACAAGGAUGUUGAGAAGGCUACUCCCAUUUCUAUUGGUGAAGAAAUUGAAAAUAUUACUUCCGCUCCUAGUGCUGAAAAAGAAGAAAAGAUUGAAACUGAAGAGACAACUAGUGCUCCUAUUGCAGAAGAAGGCGAAAGGACUACGACUACUCCCGUUGUUGAAGAUGUGGAGAAAAUCAUCUCUGAGACUAGUACUGAUGCCUCUGCAGUUCCUACCACCGAAGAAGAAAAGAAAGAAACUUCUACUCCUGGUGCUGAGGAAAUAGAGGAGACAACAUCCGCUCCUCUGGGCGAAAGCGUAGAAAAGGUUACUGCUGAGCCUACUUCCGAAAAAGGUGAGAAGGUUAGCGCUACUCCAACUGUCCAGGAAAUUGAGAAAACAACUGUUACUGCCAUCGUGGAAGAAACCGACAAAUCUACCGCUGCUCCAGUUGCCGAAGAACCUGAAGAUAAGGUCACUACUGUUCCUGUUAUUGAUGAAGCUGAAAAGGUUACACAAGCUCCAGAUGAAGAAGAAAUUGCAUCGAUUACUGGUAUUCCACGUCUUGACUUGGAUAUCGAAGAGCAAUUGGGUACUGCCGCUCCUACGAUGGUUGCAGAUGAAAAAGAAACUGAAAGUGUGGCGGAAGACGAAAAGGUCACUACUGUCCCUGAAAUUGAAACGGUUGACAAAGUUACUGCAACUCCCGAAAUUGAAGAAUCCGAGGGAAGUGGGCAGGUUAAGGAAAGUGAAAAGGUCACUGUUGCUCCUGAAAUCGAAGGUCUUCCUAAAGCUACUGCAGCUCCUGAAACCGAGGAAGCCGAAGGAAGUGGACCGGUUACAUCCGAAGGCGAAAGUGUUGAAGAAGGUGAAAAGGUCACUGCUGCUCCUGAAGUCGAAGGUGUGUACAAAGCUACUGCAGCUCCUGAAGUCGGGGAAGCCGAGGGAAGCGGACAGGUUACAUCAGAAGAUGAAACCGUUGAAGAAGGUGAAAACGCUACUGCUGCUCCUGAAGCCGAAGGUGUGCACAAAGCUACUGCAGCUCCUGAAGUCGGGGAAGCCGAGGGAAGUGGGCAAGUUAUACCUGAAGGUGAGAGUGUUGAAGAAGGUGAAAAGGUCACUGCUGCUCCUGAAACCGAAGGUUUUGACAAAACUACUGCAGCUCCUGAAAUUGAAGAAACCGAGGGAAGCGGACAGGUUACUCCUGAAGGAGAAAUUGUUGAAGAAGGUGAAGAGGUCACUACUACUCCUGAAAUCGAAGGUGUUCACAAAACUACUGCAGCUCCUGAAAUUGAAGAAACCGAGGGAAGCGGACAGGUUACAUCAGAAGGUGAAAGCGUUGAGGAAGGUGAAAAGGUCACUGCUGCUCCUGAAAUCGAGGAAGGUCUUAAAAAGAUCAGUGAUGUGCAGCAAAGCGAAGAUGUCGAAAAAAUUACGUCUGCACCAGCACCAUCAGAAGGUGUGGAGAAAUCUACAAUUGCACCUGAACUCGAAAGUGUUGAAAAAAUCACUACUGCACCUACUUUCGAGGAGACUGAGAAAUCAACAGCUGCUCCUGCACAGGAAAUCGAAGAAGCCGAAAAAACGACUGUCUCUCCUGACACCUCAUUAUUCGAAAAUGCGGAGAAAACUACCCGUACACCAGAAAUUAAAGAUAUUGAUAGAGUCACAGCAGCUCCUGCUCGCAAAGAAACUGAAAAGACUCAUGUCGCUCCUGAACACGGAGAAGGUGAAGUUUUGGAGAAAACUACUCUUGCUCCUGAAUUCGAAGUUGUGGAUAAGAUUACUAUUGUUCCUGAUAUCGAAGAAUUUGAAACAAUUACCGUCGCUCCUGGAAUCGCAAAGGAUGAAGUUCCUGAAACUGAGGAAAUCGAUAAAGUUAUCACCGUUCCUGACACUGAAGAAAUUGAAAAGCCUAGUGACGCUGACCAUGUUGAGGAAGGUGCUGAGAAGGUCACAAUUACUCCUGAAGUCGAAGAAAUAUCUACUUUUGCGCCCACAAUCGAAAUUGACGAAGUUUCUGAAAUCGAAGGAGUCGAUAAGAUUUCUGUUACUCCUAGUAGUGAGGUACCUGAAAAGGAAACCGUUGCUCCUGCUAUCGGAGGUGAUAAAUUUUUGGAAGGUACUACUCCUGCUCCUGCUAUUGGUUCCGAAGGAAUUGAAAAGGUCACUUCAACUCCGAUUGCAGAAGAGCCCGAGAAGGAAGACUUUGACAGAACCACAGUUACACCUCCUGCUGAAACGGCAACUAAAGUCACGUAUGUUCCAACAGUUGAACAGCCUCAAGAAGUUACUUCUGCACCUGGAGUUCAAGAUGUUGAUCAUGAAAAAGUCACAUCCGUUCCUGCGGUCGAUGAAGAAUUCGACAGGGCUACUGCAGCUCCUAAAGUGGAUGCUGGAAUCGUUGUUGAUGAUAGCAAGAAAGAAACGGAUGAUUCUGAAAUUCAAAAAGCAGAUCAGUACACUACUGUUGCUCCAACUGAGGAAAGAACCGAAGGUAUUACUAUCGUUCCUCGCUUGGACUUGGACAUCGAAGGAGCUACCGGUCAACCUAUUGUACCAGCUCUAGUAGGCAUAAAUGUUACUCCUGCUCCAGCAGUAAUAGCUGAUUUAGAUUCAGUAGAGGAAAGCGAUACAUCAGUAGAAUCAGAAGAAAGCACAACUGAGCACAAGGUACAACACAUUGGAGAGUUCGUUACGGAUCAUAUCUUGCAUAGCACUACUGAAAGUGCUAUUACACCCAUUGAACCAUCCAAGGACGAGUUGGAAGCUUCUGGUGAAGAAAGCGAAGAUAUUGAGAAUAUAACUGUUGAACCUGCUUUAAAACCACAACUUGUCGGCGCAGACAUGAUUGCAGUUACAGAUAAGCCUACAGCCGAGGAAGAGACCACGAAACAUGAAAUCAUCGAGGAAGCUCAACCAGCGUUGGAUGAGGCAGAUAAGAAGAAACAACCUGCUCCCGCUGCUCCAGAAAUUGAGGAAGAAAAGGAAUCUGUGACUCUCAGAUCUGAUGUCGAAAUUGAAGCCCCAGUAACAUCGAAACCCGAAGAGGAGGCAGAGCAACAAACGUCAGCUAAACCACAAGACGUGGUCGAAAAACAAGAAUUUGUCACUGCUGUUCCGGAAAUAGGAAUUAACAAAGAAGACCAAUACACUACUGCCAAACCUUUAGUGGAGGAUGCUGGAGCCGUUACUGAAUCUUUAACUGCAUCAGAAGAAGAGAAGCAACCAGCGACAACCAAACCUCAGAGCGAAACUGAAGCAGAAAAACAACCUUCCACUGUUAAGCCUGAAGUCGAAUCUGAAGAGGAAGAACAACCGGUGACAGCUAUACCCGAAGUUGAAUCUGAUAUCACAGCAACAGGCGCUCCUGAAUUCGAAUCCGGAGAGGAGAAACAACCUACAACAGCUCAACCUGAACUCGAAGCUGAAGUAGAAAAACAGCCUGUUACAACGAUUCCCGAAAUUGGAUCCGUAAAGGAGGAACAACCAUCGACAGGUAAACCUGUAGUCGAAUCUGAGAUCCCCUCAACAGCUGCUCCAGAAUUCGAAUCUGAAGAGGAGGCACAACCAGCGACAGCCAAACCUCCGACCGAAUCUGAUGAAGAAAAGAUCCCAGCAGCAGACGUUCCUGUAAUUGAGUCUGAGGAAGAAAAACAACCUGCCACAAUUUCACCUGAAAUUGAAUCAGAAGAGAAGAAACAACCAGCGACAGCUAAGCCUGAAGUUGAAGCUGAGAUCGCAGCAACAGCCGCUCCAUAUGUCGAAUCCGAAGAAGAGAAACAAUAUUCAACAUCUGAACCCGAAAUCGAAUCCGAAGAGAAAGAACAAUCAGCGACAGUCAUGCCUCAGGUCGAAUCUGCUAAAGGAAAGAUCCCAGCGAUAGCCACUCCUGUGACUGAAUCCGAUGAAGAAAAACAAUCUACAACAGUUAAACCUGAAAUUGAAUCCGAAGAAGAGGAACAACCAGCGACACUUAAGCCUGAAGUUGAAUCUGAGAUCACAGCAACAACCACUCCAGAGCUCGAAUCCGAAGAAGAGAAACAAUCUGCAACAUCUGAACCCGAAAUCGAAUCCGAAGAGAAGGAACAAUCAACGACAGUCAAACCUCAGGUCGAAUCUGAUGAAGAACAGAUCCCAGCAAUAGCCGCUCCUGUGAGUGAGUCCGCUAAAGAAAAACAACCUGCAACAGUUAAACCUGAAAUCGAAUCAGAAGAGGAAGUACAACCAGCAACAGCUAAACCUCAAGACGAAACUGAAGAAGAAAAAUCACAUACAACAGCUACACCAGAAAUCGAAUCCGAAGAGAAGGAGCAACUAGCGACAGCUAAGCCUGAAGUCGAAUCCCAAAAGGACGAAGAACUAGCGACUGUCAAACCUCACGUCGAAUUUGAUGAAGAAAAUAUACCAACAUCAGCCAUUCCUAAAGUCGAAUCCGAAGGAGAAAAGCAAUCUGCAACAGCUAAGCCUGAAAGCGAAACCGAAGAAAAGGAACAGCCAGCGACAGCUCUGCCUGAAGUCGAAGCUGAGAUCCCAGCAACAGCGGCUCCUGAGGUCGAAUCAGAAGAAGAGAAACUACCUGCUACAGCUAAACCUGAAAUUGAAUCCGAAAAGGAGGAACAAUCAGCGACAGCUAAGCCUAAAGUCGAAUCUGAAAUCCCAGCAGCAGCCUCUCCUGAAGUUGAAUCCGAAGAAGAAAAACAACCUACCACAGCAAAGCCUGGAGACGAAACCGACGAAGAGGAACAGCCAGUGACAGCUAAAUCUCAAGUCGAAUCUGAUGAAGAAAAGAUCACAGCAACAGGUGCUCCUGUAACUGAAUCGGAAGAAGAAAUACAACCUGCAACUACUAAACCUGAAAUCGAAUCCGAAGAGGAUGAACAACCAGCCACAACUAAACCUCAGGACGAAGCUAAAGAAGGAAAACCACAUACAACAGCUAAACCCGAAAUCGAAUCCGGAGAGGAGGAACAACCAGCGACAGCUAAGCCUGAAGUCGAAGCUGGGUACCCAUCAUCAGCUGUUCCUGAAGUCGGAUUCGACGAAGAAAAGCAACCUGCAACAGCUAAACCGGAAAUUGAGUCCGAAGAGGAGGAACAGCAAGCGACAGCUAAGCCUCAAGUCGAAUCUGAUGAAGAAAAGAUCACACCAACAGCUACUGCUGAAACUGAAUCGGAAGAAGAAAAACAACCUCCAACAGCUCAACCUGAAAUUGAUUCCGAAGAUCAGGUACAUGCAGCGACCGCUAAACCUCAAGUCGAAUCUGAUAAAGAAAAGAUUCCUGCAACAGCCACUCCUGCAUCCGAAUUCGAUACAGAAAAAGAAUCAGCUACAAGCAAACCAGAAGGUGAAGUCGAUGAGGACAAAGAAACUGCAUCAGCCCCACUUACGCCUGGAGCUGAAUCGGAAGCUGAGAAGCAGCCAACAGCAACCAAAACAGAUGCCGAUAUUAGCGAAGAGCAACAAACAGCAAUUGUACAACCGGUUUCCGAAACAGAAGGUGAAAAGCAACCCACUCCUACAGAAGAAGUGCCCAGCAGCUCCACUGAAAAGGCAGAAGUAUCUGGAGAAGAGCCUGAAGUCAGUUCAGAAGAGCAACAAGGCAUCACAACUGUGCAUCCGCUAUUCCCACAUAUUGUUACCACACUGCCAACGCCAGCUAUCGACAGUCGAGUUGACGUCGCCGCCAAUACAACUGCGCUGCCCGAAAUUCUCACGGAAACCACCACACCCACAAAUCUCAUCGCCAGUGAUGUGCUCAUUACCACACAACCAACCAUCACACAUUAUCCACCACCGGCGCCCGUUUACGGACAAUAUCCAUCCUACAACGAUGAAUAUCCCGACGAAGAUGAAUCUGAGGUCUUCGGUCCCGGCACCUGUCGCUAUGGCGGCAAACUUUACGUAUCCGCACAGCAAAUACCACGCGACGAUCCCUGCGAUUUCUGCUUCUGUUUCCGAAGUGACAUUAUCUGCUUGCAACAAUCUUGCCCGCCACCAAUUGCCGGCUGUCACGAGGAACCGAUCUCUGGUUUCUGUUGUCCACGAUACGAAUGUCCCGUGUCGAUGGCAACCGUACUGAAUAUCACCACCAGUACGACAACGACCAGCACAACACUGCCGCCACACUUCCUGCAUCACUCGUAUGGCGGUGCGGUGCAACGUAACGGCUGUCUGAUCAACGGCCGAUCAUACAAGGUUGGCGAAAAGAUCGAAUCGACGAGCGGUCCCUGCAUCAAUUGCACUUGCGGCGGCGAUGGAAAGAUGAAAUGUGAUCCUCAGGCGUGCGUGCCCGAACCCACGAUGCAGCAGGUGAUGGCUGUUGUGGCGACCGGCCGGAAGAGAUGAAAUAAUCGCUAAGCAUAAGCGCUUACGCAUACAACACAGCAGAUAAGAAACACGCACACAUACACAAACACAAAGCAAGACUAGUGAACAUAAAUGAAUCUGCAAACCGGUGCCAAAACCACAAUGAAACAUUAUGGAAUUAUGGAGGAGUCGAAGCAAAUGUUGUAGAGACGAACAAAAACUAUACAAAAAUUAAACAAAAAAAAAACAACAACAAAUAUAAAAACGAAUGUUUUCGAGGCGAAAAAUGAGUUGGGCACACAUACCUACAUACAUAUCUGCGUAUGUGUUGUAUAUGUAGCUCCUUUAUUUCUGCUUUGAACACAUAAACCCUUAAUAUUAUUUUAAUUCUUAGGUAUAUACUAUAUUUAUACAUAAAUAUUAUUAUUUUUUUUUGUUUUUUUUCGAACUAGCAAACGAGCAAACAACCAGUGAUAUUGUGCUGUAUACCUAGUAUAGGUGCAAUUAACAAUUUUUAAUUAAGGACGCACUUACUUAAGCGAAAUUUUCGUUUGUAAUUUGUAAUUGUAAAAAAACAACAACAAAAGCAAAGCAAGCAAACGAACCUAACGUAAUUUUAUAUAAAAACAAAAAACAAUAAAUUGUAGUAGUGUUUGUAACGUAGUUCUUUGUGCGCGAACGAUUGCAGCGGCACGACGUGCAAGAGAAGAAAAAACAGUUAAGACAUGUGCGAAUAUUCAAGAGACUCUCACUAAAAAAAAAUAUGUUAAAAGCGAAAACACCAACCCGCAUGUAUCGUGUGGCGCGCAUAUUGUGGCUGCCACAAAGAAUAACGUUAUGAAUUGUAAAAACUUUGCCAUUAACUAUAUUUGUAUUCGAUAUAUAUAUAUAUUUAACCACUAUGCUAGACACGCACUAGCGCCUAAUUGUAGACUAUGAUUUUUACUAAUUUUUAAAUGCGACACUGCAACGAACUUUUUUAAUAAAUAUUUAUAAUUUUUAAUGUUGCUACUAGUCUUCUUAUAUUGUACGAGCAACAGCGGGAAAAAACGAAGCAAUUAAUUAGUAAAAAAAAUUUUUUUAAAAAUUGAUAUUCAUUUUUCAAAUUUUUUUUAAAUUAAUUUUAGUUUUAAUUAUCAAAUUAUUUUAAAUAUUUCUUUUUUCAAAAUUUAUAUUUUCAAAUAAAAUUUUUUUUUUAAUUUCUAUCACAACAACAAAAACACGCGCUUUUUAUGUUUCCUUAAUGUGUUGCUAAACGAAUUUACAAAAUAAGUUUUUCCUUAAUGCAUAAAAUUGCUGAGUCAUUUGAUUUUAUGCGCUCCUAGCUUAGUUCUACCCUUCACACAUGCGCAAAAAUACUUUUAAGCAUAUUAAAAAUAGUUAUUGUAUAUUGUAAUAUGUAUGAGACUAGCCGUCUAGCAAACGCAUAAGGCGUGGCAGAGCAAGCUGUGUGCGCAGGCGUAAAAUUUUGUCAGCGCACGCAGCAGAGAAACGUUUUGUAAAGUUAAAGCAACACAUACAAGUAUGAAUAUAUUAUAGUUUAGUGAACACAAGUUAAUAUAAAUAUAAAUAAAAAAUAUGAAUAAAACCGUAUAUAUCACUAAUGCUCGACUGAUUGAAAAUUUUUUAACCUUAAUGUUAAACGCAUAGUCUUUAAUAGAAAACAAUUAAUAAUAAACAAAAUACGUACGAAUGUAAGUUUAUAUGUAACUAUUUGUAAUUAAAACAACACAAACCACAAUAGCAAUGAACUUUUCUACACUAAAUGCAACGAAACGUAAAUGAAAGUAUAUACUUAAGUAAAACUACAUAUGUAUGUGUAUACACGCAUACACGCAUAGUUAUGUAUGGCAUGCGGCAACUAUAAAUAAUUAAUAAUUAAAGCGCAAACGCACUUAGUAUUAGCGAAAAUAGUAACUUUUUAACGCAAUUUUCAGUCACUUGAGCUUUAGCAGUGAAAUUUCCACGGGCGGCAUUUAUGUAAAACCCCCGAGAUAUUCACUUUUUUAUACACCUAGGUUAAAGCAGCAAAAAAAAUGUAUUAAAAUAAUAUAUAGUAUAUUGAUUAAAGUAAAAAAUACGAAUUAUGCAAUUAAAGUAAAAAUAAAAAUAAAAACAAAAACACAGCGAAUAGUUCAGAAAAAUAAAACUGCUUAGUUAUAUCUACAAUUAAACGCAUAAAAAGUAGUAUAUGAAAAAUAACGGAAAGUAACCAUACCAAUAACUGAACUUACUACACAAACAGUUACAUAUUAUGCAACACUUGCGUACGUAAUAAAUAAUUGCAACACAACAAUAGAACACAAUAUUAUAUAAAAACAAACACUUAGAUUUUAUAUAAAAAGUAAAAUUAAAGUAUAAGUAAUUCAGUAUGCAAUAACACGCACACAUACAUAUGUAUAAGAAAUUGUGUGCGCACAGCUCAAGUUAAUGAUUUUUAAAUAUUUUCCUUAAACAAUAUUUUGUUUAUUUUUCAAUUUUUCUUUUUGUUUGCCAAUUUGUAAAUGUGGUAUAAUCUGUACAAUUCGCACUUGUCAGACAAGAAUUGGGGCUUAAAUCAAUAUUAAUAUUAUAAUUAAACUAUAAUGAAAUAAACGAAAUAAUGAAUAUAUUCGCGCGUGUAAUCGCAAUUGUAGAUAUUAAACUGAACAAUUAUUUCUAUUAUCAAUUUUUUAAUUUUUUUAUAACUCAGUUUUAGCUAUAACUUAAUAC